AUGUCAACCUGGCCAAGAUCGCGGGAUCCUGAUCAGGAUGAUGUCGAGCUCGCAAACUCGCCCCUUGAAAAGGCUUUCCUUGACAAUUUCAAGAAUGCUUUACUUGCAAGCCCCGAGGCGGUGAACAAUGAAGAUCUCGUUCACGUCAAUUUCCAAGGUCUCCACGGAAUCGAGACCUUGACCUAUCCAACGUCGGUGCUGUUGGACUUCCCAGAACUUCCAUCAGACUAUAUGAUUACCCAGCUACAUGAGUCCUUUUCCUCAGGAUGGAAGAGCCACAUUCUCAUCAACAACAUUUCAAUACCGAGUUCUGCACAAUCUCAGAUCGCACCGUAUCUCAAAUUAGCAAUCGCUUGUCUUUCCUCGACUGCACCGGCUAUUGACCAGACCGAUCAGAGCGCUCUAGCUAAAACACUCUUCAUUGCCUCCCAUGCACUGUGGACCGUCAUGCUCGAGGUUGAUAACAGAGAAGCACGAGCUUCCGAGUCGGUUGUCACGGCUGCCCUACUGGGCGUCUACGCCACUGUAAGCUCAGACACCAAGGUUUGGAGCAACUUCGAGCAACAAAUGCUGCCAUCGUCUAUCACGAUACUGCGCCGUCUUCGACUCCAAGAGUCCACGCCCUCAGAUGGUGCCGUGACCCCCCAACUGUUGGAUGCUGGAACCCGUACGAGCUUAAUCGGCUGCUUCUGGCUGAUCAACGUUUUGGGCUCACUGCAUUUGGACAUAGCUAGUUGUCUGACGACAAAUGAAAUAGAGAUGCACCUCAGCUCAUUGGGGAUUCGUUUUCAGAGGGCAUACCGAAGCUUGUUAGACGAAGACGCCUUUGUCCCCCCAGGCUUGGGCUCACGAGAAGACGCGGUCCUCUUGCUCAUUGCUAUCUUAUGCGACUUCAUUUGCUUGCGAAGGUCCUUGAGAAGGCUUGCGAGACAUGUCUCACAACACUUGCAACAACUAAACGCUGUAAAGUCAGGCAAGCCUUCCGCAGUGCGAACUCUUUAUCCGCCCACCCUUCCACAUUCCGAAUAUGGCCGAAUGGUCGAUCAGCUGUCAAUUGCUCUGGAUAAAUGGGAAUUGACCUUCCGGAUUGGUAGAUCUCCCAAUGACCUGGCUUUGUACUUUUGCUGUCGACUCUACAUUUCCUGCCCAGAGUUAACUCUACUUCCUAGGUUAGCAGGAUACGCUCCGGUCGUUCAACGGAUGGGUCUAUCCAAUGGCCCUGAAACCAUCGAAACCAUCGAGCUCUCAGAUGAUUCAAUCGGAUAUGCUUGGUCUGUGCUUGACAACACUUGCGACCCUUAUCCGAUAUGGUCCCCUGUCAUAGUUUUCCUCGCCGCCCUUGUCGUCUGGACCAACAUAACAUGCCCAAAGACAAGUUCGGCAAGAACAGGCAGUCUCAAGCAGAUCCUUCCAUUCAAAUUGGAGUUAGACCAGAUGCCAUGGCCAUGUUGCUCGGAAAUGUCCUUGACUUUGAAUAGACUUGUGCAUGGAAGCUGA
This is a messenger RNA of Exophiala bonariae, 1497 nucleotides long. RefSeq lists its product as uncharacterized. NCBI's taxonomy places the organism in Eukaryota, Fungi, Ascomycota, Eurotiomycetes, Chaetothyriales, Herpotrichiellaceae. The transcript has a single exon. Bases 1 to 1497 code for a protein of 498 amino acids. The record is from RefSeq and is a predicted model, not a curated record.